This is a messenger RNA of Papaver somniferum (opium poppy), 1924 nucleotides long. RefSeq names its product probable polygalacturonase. The record is from RefSeq and is a predicted model, not a curated record. Lineage: Eukaryota; Viridiplantae; Streptophyta; Magnoliopsida; Ranunculales; Papaveraceae. The transcript is spliced from 7 exons. Bases 175 to 1590 code for a protein of 471 amino acids. Gene Ontology annotation, biological process: carbohydrate metabolic process. Gene Ontology annotation, molecular function: polygalacturonase activity.
CUAUACAUGUUUUCAGCUCUAAAAACUCUUCACCUUCUCUCUCUCCAGAUUUUGAGAGAGAGGUGUGGAAAUGUUCUUCUUAAUCACUUGAUAAAUUACACAGAGAAAAAAAGUAGAAGAAGCAGAAAUUAGUAUUACUGUUUCAGUUGUUUGUUGAAAUUACUAGCUGAAAAGAUGAUGAGAAGAAGAAGAUCAAUAAAUACUAUCGUGACAACAAGGCUAGUGAAAUUUCUAUUGCUUCUAGCACUUGGUAACAUUAUUGGGAUUAAUGGAGAACGGGAUGACGGGCACUGCAAGCUGAGUACGGCUUUAGUGCCAAGACCUCACAGUGUGUCUAUCUUGGAGUUUGGAGCAGUUGGGGAUGGAAAAACACUGAAUACUAUUGCUUUUCAAAAUGCCAUCUUUUAUGCCAAGUCGUUUGCUGAUAAGGGUGGUGCUCAACUUUAUGUACCAUCUGGGAGAUGGCUCACCGGAAGCUUCAAUCUUACUAGCCACCUAACACUCUUCUUGGAAAGAGGUGCCUUCAUCCUUGGAACUCAGGACCUGUUGCAUUGGGGUAUUGUUGAGCCAUUGCCCUCAUAUGGUCGAGGAGUUGAACUUCCAGGCGGUAAAUAUACCAGCUUGAUAACGGGAUACAAUUUAACGGAUGUGAUUAUAACAGGUGAUAACGGAACAAUUGAUGGCCAAGGUUCUGUUUGGUGGGAAUGGUAUAAUUCACAGUACUUGAAUUACAGCCGGCCUCACCUUGUGGAGCUAGUCAACUCCAAUGAUAUUUUAGUCUCGAACUUAACCUUCUUAAACUCUCCUGCUUGGAGCAUCCAUCCUGUCUAUUGCAGUAAUGUACGAAUUCAUAACAUUACAAUCCACGCUCCAUCUGAUUCUCCGUAUACGUAUGGCAUCGUCCCAGAUUCUUCUGAUAGUGUAUGCAUUGAGAACUGCACCAUUAGUGUUGGUUAUGAUGCCAUUGCGCUCAAGAGUGGUUGGGAUCAAUACGGCAUUGUAUAUGGUAGACCCACCACAAAUGUCCAGAUCAGGGAUGUUCACCUCGAAGCAUCUCUAGGCUCUGGUCUUGCAUUCGGGAGUGAAAUGUCAGGUGGCAUCUCUAACAUACGUGCAGAGAACCUUCAGAUUCAUGACUCAUAUACCGGGAUCAAAUUCAAAACUACCAAAGGAAGAGGGGGUUACAUGAAAAACAUACUCAUAUCGGACGUGGAGAUGGCAAACAUUCACAAUGCAGUUGAAGCUACAGGUCAGUAUGGGUCGCAUCCUGAUGAUAGUUUUGAUCCUAAAGCUCUACCAUACGUAGGUCUCAUUACAUUGACCAACAUUGUCGGCACAAACAUUACUGUCGCUGGAAUCCUAGAUGGAAUUCAAGAAUCUCCCUUUACUCCCAUCUGUUUUUCCAAUCUCUCUUUAUCUAUGAAUACCAAUCAUUCUUCUUCCACAUAUUGGGAUUGUUCAUAUGUUUUUGGAUAUUCUCAAUCCGUCUUCCCCGAACCAUGCCCGAACCUCCAGAACCCAUACUCGCAUUUUACUUCCGCUUGUUUUUCAUUUAUUCAGCUUGGUUCUCGUGCUGCCGAAGUGUUGUGAGAUCAUAUCACCAUCAUUCAUUCAAUCCCUUUGUACAAUGAGAUAGUCUCAAAUUCAACUUCCAAAAAAAAGAAAAAGAAAUACAGAUAUCAUUCAAUACUUGUUUCCUUGGAACUUCAGUUUCUUCAUGUGUACAGCCUCAUUUCUUCAUUGUUGUGUAAUGAAAGUUUUGGUAGUGUUAGAGUAAAUGAACCCUUGAAAGACUAUGUGAGAUUUGAGUUCAUUGCUUUUGUUUAUUUAUUUUUUUAUAAUUUAAAUUGUAAUUCAAAGAAUGAUGGUAAUAAUAAAAGAAGAAAAGAUCAGAGUUGAACUGGGUUUUUUCUGCUUUUGCCCU